UUGUGGGAGUUGUGGUCCCUCCCCCGCCCGGCUCCGCGGAGCGAGCACAGCGGCAGCAGCGGGGGUCGGGGCCGGGGAGGCAGCGGAGGAGGAGGCAUCCCCGCGAGGCGGCGGCCAGGAGGAGAGGAGGAGGAAAAGGAAAAGGAAAAGGAGGGGGCGGCCAGCCACCCCCACCCUCCCAGGCUGGGCGGGCCGAGGGCGGAGGCAGCCCCCGGCCCCGGGCGCGGCCAGAGCCAGGUUGUCGAGAACAAAGUGCCGUGUAAACCGUGAAAUGCUGUGUGAAUGAGAGAAUACGGAGCUACCUAACUGAUUUCCAAUCAAGGACCAAGUACCUUCUCGAGGUCUAACCCAGCAGACGUCUCAUCUCCUCUCUCAGAGAUUCCAAAGAGAAGGAUGCUCAUGGCUGACACCAGAGAGCAACGUGGCCUUGAGCCGCUUCGGGACUAUUGGAGAAUGACUCGUCCCAGCUAAGGAACCCAACUCUGCCUGGUCUGCCCCCUCCCUCCCCUCCCACGUGGCAAUGACUUUGGCCAGAAAUGAAGAGGUGGUCCGGCGUCCCGGGAUUCGUCCAUGAAGCCCAGGCCGGCGUGCAGGGAGCAGCCGCAGCCAUGCCUUCCCCUUCCUGAGCCCCCUCUCCUCCUCCGUGCUGCCCUGCAUGGUGUGGGUGCCCUUGGGACAUCCAAGGACCAAUCGCCUGACCAUCCUCCGCACGUCUAACAACAGCUGCACGAAGAUGUCGGUGGCGUGGCUGCUGGACUGGAGCUGGUCGCUGGACGGACUCCGGGACUGCAUCGCCACCGGCAUCCAGUCUGUGCGGGACUGCGACACCACGGCGCUGACCACGGUGGCCUGCCUGCUGGUGCUGUUCGUGUGGUACUGCUACCACGUGGGCCGCGAGCAGCCUCGGCCCUACGUCACCGUGAACGCGCUCAUGCAGAGCGCGGACGUCAACGGGCUCCAGAACGGCUACGUGUACUGCCAGUCCCCCGAGUGCGUGCGCUGCACCCACAACGAUGGCCUCAACCAGAAACUCUACCACAACUUGCAGGAGUACGCCAAGCGCUAUUCCUGGUCCGGCAUGGGCAGGAUCCACAAGGGCAUCCGCGAGCAAGGGCGCUACCUGAACAGCCGGCCGUCCAUCCAGAAGCCCGAGGUCUUCUUCCUCCCCGACUUGCCCACCACUCCUUAUUUCUCCCGGGACGCGCAGAAGCACGACGUGGAGCUGCUGGAGCGCAACUUCCAGACGAUUCUGUGCGAAUUCGAGACCCUCUACAAGGCUUUCUCCAACUGCAGCCUUCCGCAAGGAUGGAAGAUGAACAGCACCCCCAGCGGGGAAUGGUUCACCUUUUACUUGGUGAACCAGGGGGUGUGCAUUCCCAGGAACUGCAGGAAAUGCCCACGGACGUACCGCUUGCUCGGCAGCCUUCGCACCUGCAUUGGUAACAAUGUCUUUGGGAACGCGUGCAUCUCGGUCCUGAGUCCCGGGACGGUGAUCACCGAGCACUAUGGACCUACCAAUAUCCGCGUCCGAUGCCACUUGGGUCUGAAGACACCCAGUGGCUGUGAGCUGGUGGUAGGAGGAGAGCCCCAGUGCUGGGCAGAGGGCCGGUGCCUGCUGUUUGAUGACUCUUUUCUGCAUACUGCAUUCCAUGAAGGUUCAGCAGAAGAAGGGCCACGCGUGGUUUUCAUGGUCGAUCUGUGGCACCCGAAUGUGGCAGCGGCUGAACGCCAGGCCCUUGAUUUUAUCUUUGCUCCAGGACGAUGAGCCCGUCUCUGUGCUGGAGUGGGUCAGAGGGACAGAGGCUUAGCCUGGGAAGGGCUCCGGCACAGUGUGCCCCUUGCUGAGGUGGCACUGCCAUAGACAGAAGCCUGCCUCAGUAGAAAGCUUUCCUUUGGGAUUCAUGCCAUGUUGUAUUUCUCUCUUCCUUGGUUAUUGUAAAUGGAAGUUUCCAGCUUGUAUUUUCUUAGGUUUGGUUUUUUCCAAUCAUCCGCUCCAGGGGUUUCUUUCGAACACAUCUCUGCAUUGUUUUCUCUCCGUGACUAGGUACAGUCCCCCUGUUGUCUUAUGUUGCUCCUGUGUUUAGAAGUGUUAAGUAUCAGAGUAACCACAAGGUUGUUUGUUAAAUGUCAUCAUGUGAAAAUUCUUGUGGUCGUCUUAAAAAAAAAUAACAAAACGAGGAACAAAACCAGAGGGCUGCCAAGCGAGCUCAGCUCAGCGUCUGUUGCUGUUCUGAUCAUGACCACAGCCGCCCAGGGGCCAAAGGGACACGGCCUCCGGCCCCAACCCCAGGCUUCGGGGGCUGUUGGGCACAGCGUUUGGGGCAGCUUCAGGACCUGGGGAAACGGCACUCCUGUGCACCGCUGCUGUUUGGCUGGUGAUCUCAAAGGGCAUUUAGACUGGUGGAACUGGAGACUUUUUAAACAUCCCUUUCCUACCGAGCUGAAGCUGGUCCCUUUGGGCCCACUCCUGGCUUCCCAAGGCCCAGGCCCAGAGAGGGUGAUUCUCUUACCUCACUGCCUACAGAAACCCCACUGCCAAAUCGGGCAUGAAGUAUUCCCAGAGUGAGUUCUUUUCAGCCAACUCGUGCUCAAGGUAGACUGCAGGUUAGCUGGAAGGCUCUAUGAGGAAAAGGAAUCGCUUGGUCGCUGACAUUCCAGGGAGGCCUCUCCAGCAAAGCUGGAAGCUGCCACUUGACCGGUCUCUGUUCUGCUUUGGGGUUUCGUCACCCACGAUGCUCAUUUCUUGUCUGUUGCACAAACGUCCGCCGUCUGGACGCGGGGUGGCCUCUGGAUGUGGCCUGGCCCGGGCUGGCCUACUCCAUGGUCACUGCCAACUGAUUGUGUGGGCUUCUUAACGACGUGGCGUCGAUUAACCCCCAAAGCACUCACGGCCUCUUUCCCAAAGCGCCAGCCUUCAAUGAAGGAUGUUCGGUCCUGCGUCUGGACAAAGGGCCGGAGACUGGCCCGGCAGGACGGGGUCGUGUCACCUGGGGGCUCGGUGGUGAGGAAGCUGCCUCCUGUUGGCCUCGCUCGCCCAUUGCACUAAAUGCCUUUAUCCAAGCGUGUGUCCUGGUCAGGAUGGAUGGGGAAGGAGCGGAGGCCCAGCACAGACUAAGCAAGGGGCGUCAUCCCCUCAGCGAAUAUUCUGAGCAGAAAGCUCCUGGGAAGAGCACACAGAGAGCAGCGAAUUUACUGGAAAGGCCCUUGCAGCGGUCACUAGCCAAUAUGCAAAGGAAGUGUUUAAACAGAAGAAACAUUUCUGUGCUUUUUUCAAUAACCGGAUGGUGGGAAACGGCAGAAAUUUCAACUACACCUUAAGGAUUUUUACACCUGACAACAACUGAGGUGCAUGAUUUCUACACAUAUUGAACACUCUAAAAUGAGUCAACAAAGCAAAUAGUAUUUAUAGGUAAACCGGUUACCUGAAGGAGCGUGGCCUGGAUGUGGAGCAGGAGAAUAAUAAAGAACUUGGCUGAAAACCA
Monodelphis domestica (gray short-tailed opossum) is the source of this 3482-nucleotide messenger RNA. The record is from RefSeq and is a predicted model, not a curated record. NCBI's taxonomy places the organism in Eukaryota, Metazoa, Chordata, Mammalia, Didelphimorphia, Didelphidae.